ACUCCCUCCAUCACAUCAAGAUGACUUUCUGCUACCAGACCCAGUGUGAGGAUUCCUGUUACUCACCCUGCAACUAUGGGACCAUGUACACCUACAGGACCUAUGACUGUGGAAGCCCCUGCAGCUACCGGACCUAUGACUGUGGAAGCCCCUGCAGCUACAGGACCUAUGACUGUGGAAGCCCCUGCAGCUACCGGACCUACGACUGUGGGAGCCCCUGUGGCUACCGGAGCUAUGGGAGUCUGUGCAGUUACCGUGACUGCUACCCUUCCUAUACCUCCCGCUACUGCUAUCCCUACUCUUCUCGCUACACCCGUAGAUACAGCUUUGGGAGCUGCUACCCCUGCUAAAUCAAGAAGGAUAUAAUGGAAAACAAGGAGUGAGAAUUAAACACUGAAUUCACGGCUGCUCUUAAAGGGGAGGGUUUGCAGAAGCUCUGAGUCCAGGACUAUAACUGAAAGCUGUAGUAUUUUGGCGAGAUCAGUGUUUCUGUAAAACUUCUUCAGUGUGCUUCUAAAAUGUCUUCCUUCUUUCCUACAGACUUCUUAACUCUCCAUGAGUUUGGUAGAGUAAAAGAUGUCGGGCUUAGCAUGGAUGAACAAAUUCUUAACUGACUUUUGUCUCUUUGCCAGCUAACAUUAAUGAAAUCUAGAGUGUACUUGCACUAACCUUCCUGUGGAUAUAUUUCUGACUUAACUGCUUUUGAAGCUGUACCAAAGAAACAGUAAAUCAUCUGAUCUGAUUUGUUUCACUGGACUGAAAGCAAGCCAAAAGAUUGAAAAUGGAAAUUGAUAGUACAAUGCUACAGCUAUAGCAGCAAAAAUAGUACCAAUGAAACCAGAAUUUCUGCAGAUAAAAUCUCUGUAUGCAUUCUUUCUGCUUCUGCUUCUUGUAUUAUUUUAG
Messenger RNA from Neopsephotus bourkii (Bourke's parrot), 903 nucleotides. RefSeq names its product keratin-associated protein 21-2-like. Lineage: Eukaryota; Metazoa; Chordata; Aves; Psittaciformes; Psittacidae. The coding region runs from base 21 to 350 and encodes 109 amino acids. The transcript has a single exon. The record is from RefSeq and is a predicted model, not a curated record.